Aspergillus lentulus is the source of this 303-nucleotide messenger RNA. The record is from RefSeq and is a predicted model, not a curated record. NCBI's taxonomy places the organism in Eukaryota, Fungi, Ascomycota, Eurotiomycetes, Eurotiales, Aspergillaceae.
AUGGAUACAGACAAGAAUCUACCUCCUCCUCCCCCCUACAACGAUGAAAGUCCCUUGAACAUGGAACCCAGCGAGCCAAAAUAUACUCCAUAUUCCGAUGCUUCUCAUACAAGCAUCACGGUUCCGCCCACAUUCCAGCGUUUAGAGCUGGAUCCCCGCGACACGAUCUACCCUUCCUCUUCCUCGCCGGCUCUGGCGAAGAAAGUCAGGCGCUGCUGUUGUGGCAUUCUUAUCGGAUUUGUAGUAGCGAUGGUUCUUUUCCACGUGUGGCUUUAUUUGGCGUUUCAAAGCUGGCGGUUUUAA